AUAAGAGGCGCAACAGCUGAUUUUGAUAGUUGCGUUCGUUUUGAGUUGAAUUUUAGUUAAUUUACGCCGGUUAUCACUGAAAUGGCCCCACCAAAGGCCGCCAGCCAGCGACAGGCGGUGCGGCGCAAGAAGUCCGGCACCCUGGUGGACUCCAUCCUGGACAAGUACCUCAAUGUGCGGUUCUUCAAGUACCUGGUGCUGGAGCCGGCCGCCCUGCCCAUAGUUGGGCUUUUCGUGCUCCUCGCGGAGGCGGUGAUCAACGUGGUGGUCAUCCAGAGGGUUCCCUACACGGAGAUCGACUGGGUGGCCUACAUGCAGGAGUGCGAGGGUUUCCUCAACGGCACCACCAACUACGCCCUGCUCCGCGGUGACACUGGACCUCUGGUUUAUCCCGCCGCCUUCGUUUACAUCUACUCGGCUCUCUACUAUGUGACCUCCCACGGAACGAAUGUCCGCCUGGCGCAGUACAUCUUCGCCGGGAUCUACCUGCUCCAGCUAGCCCUGGUGCUGCGGUUAUACGCGAAGAGCAGGAAGGUGCCGCCCUACGUCCUGGUGCUCAGUGCCUUCACCUCGUACCGCAUCCACUCGAUCUACGUGUUGCGUCUCUUCAACGAUCCGGUGGCCGUGCUGCUGCUCUACGCCGCCCUCAAUCUCUUCCUGGAUCGCCGAUGGAAUCUCGGUAGCAUUUUCUUUAGCCUGGCGGUGGGCGUUAAGAUGAACAUCCUGCUGUUUGCUCCGGCUCUACUCCUCUUCUAUCUGGCCAAUCUGGGACUCCUAAAGACGAUCCUGCAGUUGGCCGUUUGUGGAGGGAUCCAAGUGCUGCUGGGAGCUCCCUUUCUGCUCACCCACCCGGUGGAGUAUCUCCGUGGGAGCUUCGAUUUGGGCCGUAUCUUCGAGCACAAGUGGACGGUGAACUAUAGGUUUUUGAGUAGAGAGCUCUUCGAGAACCGAUCCCUCCACCUUUCCCUGCUGGGCCUCCAUCUGCUGCUCCUCGUGGCCUUUGCCAAGCCCACCUGGACCUUCUUCCAGAGCUACGUGCGGCUGCGCCGCAUUGAGGAUCAGCUGCAGCCGCAAAUAGAGCAGCAGAAUCGAGAGGUGAAGGCCCAGAAGAAGGCCAAGAAAGCGGAGAAGCACCAGGAUCAGAAGAAGUUCACCUCCGAACAGCAGUCCUUCCUGAAGGCCUUCGAAAGGAGCCUGCAAAAGGCGUCGGGAGCGAAGGCAGCUGCAGCUCCUGUCCAAACAGAACCAGAACGCUAUGGCAUCCACUUUGAUCGCUGCACUCAGCUGGCCCUGCUGCCCUUCUUCCUGGCCAACCUGGUGGGCGUUGCCUGCUCCCGAUCGCUGCACUAUCAGUUCUACGUCUGGUACUUCCACUCGCUGCCCUAUUUGGCUUGGUCCACGCCCUACUCGCUGGGCGUGCGCUGCCUCAUCCUGGGACUCAUCGAGUACUGCUGGAACACCUAUCCCAGCACGAACUUCUCCAGCGCUGCCCUGCACUUCAGCCACAUCGUCUUGCUGGCGGGAGUGGCCAAGCAGCUCAUCCAGACCAUGCGAUUGAACAAUGCGGCCAAAAAGGAGCAGCUGGAACAGCAGAAGAAGGUUCAGUAG
Messenger RNA from Drosophila takahashii, 1608 nucleotides. RefSeq names its product Alg3, alpha-1,3- mannosyltransferase (gene Alg3). The record is from RefSeq and is a predicted model, not a curated record. Gene Ontology annotation, molecular function: dol-P-Man:Man(5)GlcNAc(2)-PP-Dol alpha-1,3-mannosyltransferase activity. Gene Ontology annotation, cellular component: endoplasmic reticulum. NCBI's taxonomy places the organism in Eukaryota, Metazoa, Arthropoda, Insecta, Diptera, Drosophilidae.